Molecule: messenger RNA, 957 nt
Organism: Gavia stellata (red-throated loon)
Lineage: Eukaryota; Metazoa; Chordata; Aves; Gaviiformes; Gaviidae
Gene: CHCHD7
Product: coiled-coil-helix-coiled-coil-helix domain containing 7
Exons: 4
Coding region: 66-320 (84 amino acids)
Source: RefSeq, a predicted model, not a curated record
CCUCCCGCCCCGGGCUCCCGCGGACACGGCCGGGGACGGAGCCAAGGUAUGAGUGUCUAUCUAGAAUGUCCAGGCAUGCACAACAGCUUAGAGACCAUGAUAUAAAUCCAUGUGUAGCGGAAACAGAUGCCUCUAGAAAAUGUAUGGAUGACAACAACUAUAACAAGGAUAUGUGUGCUGCUUAUUUUUUGAAGUACAAAAGCUGCAGAAAAUUCUGGCAUGACAUUAUGAUGCAAAGGAGAAGAAACGGUGUGAAACCAGAGAUGCCCUCAGCAGAAGAGAGAAAGAAAAUGUUGGAAUCAAUGGGGAAGCCCUACUGACUAGAAACUUGCAUUGAUUGACUGUUUUCACUGUAAAUCUGAAGACUUACCAGCAGCAAAUUGCCCUUUUAUGAACUGGACUUUACAGUUGCCAUAUAUUGGAUUAAAAUAAGCUCUUAAACUUUGAAAUGUGUGAGCUUUCUAGGCUAGAACUUCUUGGUUUUAUUCAUAUUCCCUGUUAUGAGAACUUGGCCUUUCACUGGAAGACAUGAGUAUCAACACAACUUAUGUCUAGACACUUUGGAAGUAGAAACUAACUUGCUGUGAAAUGCUAAAUAUAAAAUUAAUGGGACUCACAGAAAGUCUGUUUGAAAAGAGGGGGCUGGUGAGUGCUGCAGUGUAGUUCUAAGGAUGGAGCAGGUUGAGAGACUGGUAUGUGCAACAUGUUUCCUGUAUCCAGCUAUUCUGCCUAAUAGUAUGGAUUUACCAUGUGUGAUCUUACUAUUUUCACGUGAGUUGUAUUGUGUCCCUGGUUUAAAUAAGACUGUUCAUGAACUAAAAUCCCAAAUCCAAUAAGCUUGUUGUUACGUCUGCCACUGCACUCAUCAGUGACAGCAGAAGCUUGCAAUAGAUCAGAUCCUCAAGCUUUGCUUGUUACAAGGUUAGAGAGGUUGAUGAAGAUAGAACUGAACUCCUC